AUGAUAAGGGGUUGCGCAAGCGCCGGCGUAUCGAUCAGGGUAGCCCUCCGGGCGACACCCUCGCGAUUCUCCGCCGAGCUUCACUGCUUCAUCGGCAAACUAGUGGGUAGUACACGCACGCGACACAGCGUCGUGGGCUUUAUAACAAUAACGAAUCAGCGCAAUCGAGUGCUCCAGCAAAUUGCUUUAUCUAGCAAAAGCUCGAAUCAACGUCUUUGCGUAGCGAGAGAUCACCAAGAUUUCAACUUGGAUUGUUUAUUUUCUCCUUCCUCACCUCCUCUUAUUUCAUCCUUUCCUUUCGGAUUACCUUACGUUGAAAUUUAUCCCGCGACGCAUCAAGCAAAGAAAACCCGUCCCAUCGAUCUGGGAUCCAGCGACACGAUCGAUCGAGCCACAACGAACGACCUAUUUCGCGCGUCGCGACGACGUCGCAUCAUCAGCAGUGCAAGGAUCAUCGCCACGACAAAGAACUGAAACGGGUUAUCUUCUAGAUCGCUAACGGUCCGAGCAACGAAACCGGGAGCCGUUUCGUCGCAGCAACGAGCUCGGUGUAACCAUCAAGAUUACC
Messenger RNA from Trachymyrmex cornetzi, 568 nucleotides. RefSeq lists its product as uncharacterized. The transcript is spliced from 3 exons. The coding region runs from base 1 to 474 and encodes 157 amino acids. Lineage: Eukaryota; Metazoa; Arthropoda; Insecta; Hymenoptera; Formicidae. The record is from RefSeq and is a predicted model, not a curated record.